UUGUCUCUACCACUCAUGGCUUCCUCCUCCUCCUCUUCAUCCUCUCCCUCCUUCUCCUCCUCCUCCUCUUCACUCAUUCCGCGUCUUUCCUCCAUCAGCAGCGGCCUGGAUGCUCCGCUGGGCUCGAACAUGGCUGUGAAUCUCGCAAAGAACAGACUGGCCCUGCUCACCGCCUACCAGGACGUCAUCGACGAGAGCACCGACACCGACUGGGCCUUGUACACGUACGAAGAUGACAGCAACGACUUGACGCUGGCAUCAUCAGGAGGGGGCGGCCUGGCAGAGAUCACGUUGACUUUUGAUCACGCCCGGGUGAUGUACGGCUUCUGCAGCCUGAAGGAGCCCAAUGCUGCCCUGCCGCGAUAUAUCCUCAUUAACUGGGUUGGAGAUGAUGUUCCCGAUGCCAGGAAGUGCGCCUGUGCUAGCCACGUGGCCACCAUUGCAGACUUCUUCCAGGGUGUGGCCGUCAUCAUCAACGCCAGCAGUCUGGACGACAUCGACCCGUCCGCCAUCGGACAGCGUCUCACCAACGGGGCGACGGUGGCGGCCAGUCCCGUCCUGAGCCGUCUGAAAACCAGAGAGGAGGAGCUCGCAGACGUGAAGGGCGCGGUAUACCAAAAGACCAACGCAGAGGUGGAGAUGAAGAAAAUCAAUCGAGAAGAAUUCUGGGAGCAGGCCAAGCGCGAGGAGGAGCUGAGGAAGGAGGAGGAGAGGAAGAAGCUGUCCGAGGAGCGUCAGCGUUUCGAGGAGGAACGAAUGGAGCUGGAGCGGAAAGAGCAGGAGAACCGAGAGAGGAGGUACCACGAGCGAGAGAGGCAGAUCGAAGAGCACAGGAAGAAGCUACAAGAAGAAGAGGAGGCCAAAGACAGGUUGCAGACUCAGACCACCUUACCUGCAGAGCUGAGCAUCGAUGACCUCAGCCUGGACAAGAAGGAGUCUGAAGUGGAGGUUCAGGAGGCGAAAGCCAUCAUAGCUCAGCGGUCAGGAAACCCCCGCGAGUUCUUCAAGCAGAAGGAACGAGCCAUGACCAUCAGUGUCGACACCUCACCUGUCACUAUCCACCGCGCCGGCCGCUUGGACAGCCCCUUCUUGAGACAGCAGCACAGUCCCAGCAGCCCCACUUCGACUCCCCCGCCCAGGGGUGCGUCACCCCUGCGCACCAGCGCGCCACACGCACGGACGCACCGCGCCGCCGGGGACAACGACGAGCAAGCCAGCGGGGAGCGCAAUGUGGCCGCCGUCUCGCCCAUCCCCAAAAUCGUCACCACGCCCAUCAAGGAGGACGCCAAGAUGGAGAACGACUUCGCAUUUGACUGGGAGCCAAAGCAGGAGCAGAAAGCUCCGGUCCAGGAGUCCAGCACCGCCAAGCCGGUACAGAGCGUGGCCCCCCGGGCCCGCGAGCCCGCCGCCUUCUCCGCGUGGGAUUCGACUACAGACGGCCUGGCGGACGUGUGGGACGCCGCCCCCCCGGCCGAGCCCCCCCGCGCCUCUUCCAAUCUGGUGGACCUGAUGGGCGACCCGCCUCCCGGGGACCUCGUGGACGGCGCCGGCGGCGGUCGCUCGCAGCCGCUCCUCAGCUUCGACGACGUGAUGGACGGCGGCCUGUGCUCGGCGGCCGACGACGACCCGACCAGCCUGGUGGACGUCGACGCCGCCGAGCAGAUGACGCUUAGCUAUCAGCAUGCGCUGCAGCACGCCACCAGUGACGGUCAGACGCUCAUGACCAAUGGCGAGAUGCUGAUGAAGGAAGCAACUCAGGCAAGUGAAGGCUACUUCAGCCAAUCGCAGGAGGAGGAAUUCGCCCAAUCAGAGCAGGGCUCGGCAAAACCCGCACCUGUCUUUUAUAACAAGCCACCAGAGAUUGACAUCACGUGCUGGGACGCCGACCCCGUGGCGGACGACGACGACGACUAGCCGGCCGGCAAAUCGGGGGCCAAAAGGCUGAAAAUGAGCAAGUGCGCUUCAUAAAAAGAAACCGAUUUUUCUAUGAAAAAAAAUACAAGAAAAAAAUGUAAAAACACAAGGAAACAAAGGAAAAGGUCUGGAACGAAAACGACGUGUGUAUCUUUUUUUUUUUUUUUUUUUGAGCAAAAUAACAGUAGCUGAGCAAGCGGGUGUUUCGCUAUAAGACUUUUUUCUGUGUGUUUAUUUAUUUCUUUUUUCUUUUUUUUGCUAUGCAGAUGUAAUAACCAGGAUGUUCAUGAGAUAGCUCAGUGCUAUGUAAAGCUAUUUGAGCAUUUAUUCACUAUCCAGUUUAAGGUCCACAUACUAGUACACCUUUUUCUCACUAGCAAAGACGACUGAAUUGUACUUGUAUCGGGUUGUUGUUUUUUUUUUCCACUACUUUCAAUUUAUCAGUGUGUAAUUAAACCUGCGCUAUACUCACAAAAGUGACUCGAAGGCAUUUCUGCUUACUAGUUGGACAAUUGCAGGUGAGGCGACACUGCACUAGUAGACACUUACUAGUGGAGACAAAGAGUGGACUAGUAGGUGGACCUCAUGAAAAUCAAGGAUGCGCUCUUUGUUGAACACGUUAGUGUUUGACAACUGCCUGCUACUAGUGCAUCUAGUAAGAUGAUCAAAUUUUACUAGUUAACAUCUAGAGCUUGACGAUAAUAUUUGAGCAUUUAUUCAAUAUUGGAUAAAUGGUCUUCAGCUGCCUUUCUUCUCAUUUUGUCCGAGUUGCUUAAUCUUGUAUUUAGUCAGCCUGAGGCUAAAUAUUUAUUUAUCUAUCGCAUGGAAAGCAAAAUAUCAUUUUUUUUUUUUUAUUUUGCGGCUAUAAGCGUCUCAAUUUCGGUGCAUUUUUCUCUUUAAGCAGCGUCGGACUCAAUUGUGAAGUUUGCCCUUUUUUUUUAUGUAUUUACAGAUAAAAAAAAAACAAAGCAUCCUGAUGAUUAUACUGUAGAUAUUUUUCCAGGUUUUUAGAAGAUUUUUUUUUUUUAAUAGCAAUGAACAUGUUGCACAGUAACAGAAAUAGUUUGGACAUGUUGAUUUGAAUUUGAUCAAACCGUUAAAUGGGUUGAAAAUUCAAAGACAACCAAAUAUCAAAAACAAAAUGUGCUACAAUUGACAUUCAGAACACUUUUGAAAUAUUGGCAACAACGUUGUUUUAGUCUCUCUUUUUUUGCUGUAUAAAAACUGUAGAAAAUUUAAACUAGGCAAUAACAAUAAUAUUAAUGUUAAUACUCCAUGUGUGUGCGUGACAUCAUCGGGCUCCUUGUGACGCUCACGUCAACAUCAGUUCAUAAGUAUGCAACUUUUACUUUGCUGUUUUAGUUCAUUGUUAUGUUUUUUUGAACUGAUUUUUAAUCUUACAAAAGAUUUGUAAAGUCGUUAUGCGAGGAAAAAGUCCUAAAAUCACAAGGAAUAUGAGUUGAAAUUACAACCUUAUCAUAGAAUACUUUCAUGUAAUAUUCCUCUUAGUGCUACCACUCAAUUUUAGGACUUUUUCCCCUACAAAAAUAAAAACCUGAUUUUGACUUUACAAUUUUAGUGUAUUCAAAUCUGGUCGUGAAAAGAAAUGUUUAAUUUAUUUGGGCCUUAUGGGCAAUGAGAAGAGUUCAAAUAAUAAAGUAAUAAUGCCAUUAAAUUAGAAUUUGAAUUGAAAUUGCUUUUCUUUUCCUCUGAGGAUGCCUUUAAUCUCUCUCUGUCGCACACACACACACACACACACACACACACACACACACACACACACACACACACACACAAUGUUUUACUCCACUUUGAAAGGUUGGAGCUGCUGGUAGUUUUCAUGAUAUCACGGAUGGACAGCUGUUUGAAUAAUCGACUUAACAUGUAAGCAACCUACAAUAGACGUCAUGUUUUUUCAUUUGUCACAAUCUGUUCUCAAAAAAUGUCCAGCCUUGCAUUCAAAUUAAAAUUGUUUUCUAAAGGUGCAA
Syngnathus acus (greater pipefish) is the source of this 3902-nucleotide messenger RNA. RefSeq names its product drebrin 1 (gene dbn1). The transcript has 15 exons. Gene Ontology annotation, molecular function: actin filament binding. Bases 16 to 1914 code for a protein of 632 amino acids. The record is from RefSeq and is a predicted model, not a curated record. Gene Ontology annotation, biological process: positive regulation of axon extension; neuron projection morphogenesis; postsynaptic actin cytoskeleton organization. NCBI's taxonomy places the organism in Eukaryota, Metazoa, Chordata, Actinopteri, Syngnathiformes, Syngnathidae. Gene Ontology annotation, cellular component: plasma membrane; actin filament; postsynaptic density.